Colius striatus (speckled mousebird) is the source of this 4269-nucleotide messenger RNA. It is a transcript of the gene CD40, whose product is annotated as CD40 molecule. Bases 349 to 1182 code for a protein of 277 amino acids. The transcript is spliced from 9 exons. Gene Ontology annotation, cellular component: CD40 receptor complex; external side of plasma membrane. Gene Ontology annotation, molecular function: protein binding; signaling receptor activity; antigen binding. Gene Ontology annotation, biological process: positive regulation of tyrosine phosphorylation of STAT protein; TRIF-dependent toll-like receptor signaling pathway; immune response-regulating cell surface receptor signaling pathway. NCBI's taxonomy places the organism in Eukaryota, Metazoa, Chordata, Aves, Coliiformes, Coliidae. The record is from RefSeq and is a predicted model, not a curated record.
CUGUGGGGCUGGCAGGAGACAAUGAUAGCAAGACACUGAGCCCCUUGUGCGGGAUCCCCCAGCCCCGCGGCUCAGCCGGGAGCUGCAGUGGGGACCCCGUGAGUCCCGGGAGCAGCAGCAGUGGGGGCCUGUGUGUCCCGGCAGGGAGGGACGGCUGCGACGGGCCCGGGAGCGCUGGCGAGGAGCUGCCCCGCGCCCGGCCCCGUGCGCUCAGCCCCCCUAGCUCUGCUCUCGCCCCCCGUCCGGGCGCUGCCGGGGAAGCCCCGGGGCCGCGGCCCAACGCCCCUUUCCUGGGCGGGAACGGGACGAGGCGUUAUAGGGCGGGCGGCGGCGCCGCGGGGCGCAGCCAUGAAGCGGCUGGGGCUGGUGGGGCUGCUGGGCGCCGCGCUGCUGGGGUGCUGGGAGCCUGGCGAUGCUGUAACGUGCUUUGAUAAGCAGUAUGAACACAAGGGCAGGUGCUGCAACCGGUGUCAGCCAGGGGAAAAGCUGGUUUCCGAAUGCAAUGGCACAGAACACUCUGUCUGCACCCGCUGUGAGAGUGGACACUACCAGCAGAGCUGGACCAAGGAGAGACACUGUGCCCCACACGAUAUCUGUGAAGACAACGCCGGCCUUGUUGUGAAGACACAAGGAAACACAACACACAACACAGUGUGCCAGUGCCAGUCUGGCAUGCACUGUUCUGAUAGAAGCUGCCAGACCUGUGUGGAGAACCAGCCCUGCCAGCUUGGCUUUGGCUUUGUGGCAGCCAAGGCCAUCGCCCAGAUGUCAUCCCCCUGCGAGCCCUGUGCUGAAGGCACCUUCUCCAACAUCUCUUCCAAAACUGAGCCGUGCCAUCCCUGGACAAGCUGUGAGGAAAAAGGGCUGGUGGUAAAGGUGAAAGGGACAAACACCUCGGAUGUGAUCUGUGAGUCGGGCAGACGCUCCUCGAUCUCAGUGCUGAUCCCCAUCACGGCCGCGGUUAUCACAUGCUUCGUGGGCCUCUGCCUCUACUGCCUGGUCCGCAGAGAUUCCAGGCGACGGGUGGAGAUGGAGAUAGAGGCCGGGAAGCCUGGAGAGAAUCUGAACCAGCGGCCUGAGGAGACAGACGACUUACCCGUGCAGGAGACCCUGCUUGGGGGCCAGCCUGUGGCCCAGGAGGAUGGCAAGGAGAGCCGCAUAUCAGAGCAGGAGAGGCUGUGAGGGUGCGGGGCACUGCCUCCGACAGGAGCAUGGACCAGGGUCAGCACCAUCUCCUCUGUCACCUUUCCAGCUGUGGAGGAAAUCUAACACCUGGCCUGGCUGCAAAUGCUGUGAUGCUGCCGUGGACUGUGGCAGCGUGACCGCUGUGGGGGUACCACAGCAGCGCCUGGUCACUGGCUGCCCAGGGCUGGGCCAGAGUGCAGGGUGGCUGCUCAGGUGCUGUGAGCCCCCACCAGAGCCACUGGCCCAGGGCUGCUGCGGUGCAGCAGAGCAGAGCUGCUCCCCAAGAGACCCCAGGGCUGGGCUUGGACUGCCUGGGUGCAGGGGAUGCCAGGGUGGAAGGUGCAGCUGCAGCUGACACUGUGGCACCGCACAGGUCAGUCACCUGCCCAGGGCGGCUGCUAUGGCACCGCACGGGCCCCACGCUGCAGCCGGUAAAGGCCGGUCCCGCUGUGCCGCCGGCACCCGCCGCCCUCCCCUCGGCGGGGUCCCCGCAGCAGCGCGCGGUGGCCGGGAGAUGGUGCUGCGGGGCCGCGCGGGGCGGCGGGGAGCGGGACCCCGCGGCGGGAGCCUGCGGGCGGGCGCGGGUGCCGGAUCCCGCAGCCCUGACGGAAGCGGAUGCGUGGCUCGCCCGGUGUGCGUGAGCCCCCGCAGCCCCCCGCGCCAGACAGCGAUGCUCCGGGGACCGCCGCUCGGGGACCUGUGCGCACGCCCGGAGCCUGGGCUGCUCCCCUGGUGCCUGCAGUCAGCAUCCCCUGAGGCUGCCGGGCGUUGUAGCAGCUCCCAGCCGCUGGCCACCUGCGAGAACGCACACGGGCUUCCAUCCAGCACAGUCCCAGCAGCGCCCUGGCCUCCACCCUGCAUCGCCGGACACUGAGUGUACCAGGUAGGGCUGCCUGCAGCAGGCAGACUCGGUGCACCUCACCUUGCCAGUCCACCAGCACAUCCACCCUGUGGGGCCCAGCUCGCUGCAGGGCAGCCCUGCGGGGUGCUGGGGAGGCAGCAGCAGAGCUGCCACGGGCCCUGGCUUGCUGGCAUGGGGCUGACAGCAGCGCUGAACCCAGCGCAGGUAACAGAAGCAGCUGCAGCCGCUGACCUGCCAUCACCCGAGUGCCUGCAGUGUGGCAUAGGAAGGGCCAUAAAUCCCAGAGCCAGGAGCAGCUGGAACACGGAGCGACUUUUACUGUAAAGGCAGUGGCACAUUAUUUAAGGCUCCUCUUAAAACCUAAUGUUAGGUUUAAUAGAGGAGAUAAAAGCAUGUCAGCAGCUCUCCCUUUCAGGGCUCUGCGCUCCCAGCAGUGCUGACAGGGGCUGGGCAGCAUCACUUCAGCACCAGCCCACUGCAAGCCCUGUCCUGGGGACAGAUGUGACCGCAGUUCCUGCGGGUCCUGCCAGAGACACAGAGCCUUGGCCCCAAACAUGAAGCCUUUGACCCCAAAAAUUCCGCUGCAAAGGAGCGUCUGCCCACAUCUGCCCCAGGCUACAGACUGGCCCCUUUGGCGCCGCCUCCCCGGUGCUGACCCCUCCAUGCCAGCACACAGCACACUCAGUGCCUGCUCCCGUGUCUCAGACCUGUGUCGUCUCAUUAGCGUGUCUGUCCCCCAAAGUGAGGAGGGAGAGUGCAUGAGACCUAAUUGAAUGUAACUAAUUAUUCACUCCGCAAAUGCUCUGUUUAAAUGGGAUUGUGAGGGACAGAAUUACUCAUUCUGAAAAGGGGAGAGAAAGAGGGAAAGACAGGGAGAAAACAAACAGAGGCGGAUGCUGGAGCUGCAGCUCCCUCUCUCCCCAGAAUACCAAUUACCGGAUGAAGUGAUUGUAUAAAUCUUUACCGAGUGAACGAACUGUACUAGUCACUUACUCCUGUCCUCUUAUUACAAGGAAGCAAUGAAAAAUCAUCCUGCUCUCCCAUCCAGUAAUGGGCUCCCUGUUACUGUCGUGGCUGCCAUCCGCAGCCAGAGAGCUCAUCCCAGUGCUUCCCUGGGGCUGAGCACCUGCCAGGGACAUGCUCUGCACCCCUUGCCCCAGGGAGCUGUGAGGCUCCUGCCCCAGUGACAGCCACUGGGACACAUGGGCUGGUCAAGGACCCCAAUGCCACACGAACAGCAGCUCCCCCAUGGAAUCCCUCCGUGCCUGGUAGAGGGGCAUUCCAGGCUUGCACCUGCAACUUUCCUGCCUUCCUCUUCAGUGGGUCCAUCACUGCCAGGCUCCCAGCUCCUCCCUGUGGACUCCCAUAUGCUCAGAGACUUCUCCAAGUGCUUUCUGCUCUGGGUGCUUCCUGACCCCUUCCCAUGCCAGUCAGCGCUUCCCACUCCCUGGCAUCUGCUCCACAGGGUUGGAGAAGCACACUCAUGAGCAGCAAUCUCUAUCGCUCUUCCCUGACACAUCAUCUAAUUCCAGAUCCCUCACACAGCUUCCUCCAAACACACCCAUUUCUGUCCUCUGCAGCCAUGAGCAAUGGGAGAGGAGGUCCUGGCCAUGUGGAGCAGGGCAGGCUGACAGGCUGAGCCCUGCACUCUUCCCAGCAGCAGGGAGCACCCACACUCUGGGGUGCUGCUGGAUGAGCUGGUGAGGACCCAGCCAGUCCCAUGCUCCCCACAAGCAACACUGGGACACCCCUCACUGCGAGGCACCCAGAGCCCUGGGGGAUAGUUUACUGUCACAAAUACCACCUGGUCUCCAUGACUUGCUGCAGCCAAGGAGGGACUGCGUGGGCACCCUGAGAUCCUGUGACACUGCAGGUGCUGCAGCUCCUGGGCUUGGCCAGGGGGUGAGAAACUGCUGGAGGAGUUGUGCAAUUGGGUUGCUGUGGGGGAAAACAGACUGUCAGCAGGGAGGAGACAAAAGCUCCAGCCUGUCCUGUCUCGCACUGGAUGGGGAUUUGAUUGUUGCCAGCAGCGAGUUUCAGUGCACAGGAGAUGUGGGUGUGAGGGAGAGAUAACAUCAUCAUCAUCAUAACAAAUGCAGCUGUGCAGCUCCAGUCUGUGCUUACUGGCUUUCUUCUGUUUAUCUAUAAAUAAUUGCAGGGACACAAUAGACUUUUAAGACUGCCAAAGAGUUUGUCUCCCUCCAGCAACCAUAUUGCCACAG